Messenger RNA from Cornus florida, 2117 nucleotides. Its product is annotated as beta-glucuronosyltransferase GlcAT14B-like. Gene Ontology annotation, cellular component: membrane. The transcript is spliced from 4 exons. The record is from RefSeq and is a predicted model, not a curated record. Gene Ontology annotation, molecular function: glucuronosyltransferase activity. NCBI's taxonomy places the organism in Eukaryota, Viridiplantae, Streptophyta, Magnoliopsida, Cornales, Cornaceae. The coding region runs from base 336 to 1625 and encodes 429 amino acids.
CCCAACUUAGUUUAUGGACUUUGGAGAGAGAAAAAUGACAUUUACACACACAGUUACACACACACACAAAGAUAAAGAGAGCUCAAAAUCCACUAUUUGCUCCUUUCCAACCAACUUCAUCUCACCUACAAAUCUUUAAUAAAUCCCCCCAAUUUCCUCUCUUCCCCUUUCCAUUUCAUAUCUCCUCUCCAAGAUCACUCUCUUUUUAAACUCUCUAUCCAAACCUCCUUCCAUUUCAAGUUCACACAACUUCUUUCUCAGUAUAGAUAGAUACAACAUAUAUAUGCAUACAUAUAGAGAGAUUGAGAGUUCAAGUGUGAGAUUUACUUGUUAAAAUGAAGAAAUUAAGGAGCUAUUAUGCGAAACUAAGACACCCACAAACAGUAGAACGAAAAUGGAUCUUCCCACUAGCUAUUGGUUCCAUAGUUGCUCUCUUCCUUCUCUUUCUCACAACCCUAACUUCACCCAACGGCACACCUUUUCUUCCUCUCCACCGCACCGCCGCCUCCUCCACCGCCACCGCCUUCGUCGAAUCGAAGCUCCACCCACUUCCCAUCUCCAUCCUCCCUCCUCCGCCACGACUCGCCUACCUCAUCUCCGGCUCCAUCGGCGACGGAAACAUGCUCCGACGUACGCUGCAAGCUCUCUACCAUCCCAACAAUCGGUAUGUAGUACAUCUGGAUGCCGAAUCUUCGGCCCAAGAGCGGGUCGAUCUGCAGAGCUUUGUUAACAAUCAUCCCACGUUCAGCCAAUUCGGAAACGUGUUUAUGAUCACGAAAGCAAAUCUUGUCACGUAUCGUGGCCCGACAAUGGUGGCGAAUACGCUGCACGCGGCGGCGAUCUUGUUGAAGGAAGGUGGCGAUUGGGAUUGGUUUAUCAAUCUUAGCGCCUCCGAUUAUCCACUUGUCACUCAAGAUGAUCUGCUUCACACAUUCUCGUAUUUGCCACGGGAUCUUAAUUUCAUUGAUCAUACAAGUGAUAUUGGGUGGAAAGAGUUUCAGAGGGCAAAGCCAAUUAUUGUCGAUCCAGGGUUGUAUAUGACCAGAAAAGCUGAUGUUUUCUGGAUCACACAGCGAAGAAGUGUGCCGACAGCCUUCAAACUGUUUACAGGAUCUGCCUGGAUGGCACUUUCUCGGCCUUUCAUUGACUUCUGCAUAUGGGGUUGGGACAACUUACCUCGAACUGUCCUCAUGUAUUAUGCCAAUUUCAUCUCUUCCCCAGAAGGCUAUUUUCACACCGUCAUCUGUAAUGCUCAAGAGUUCCAGAAUACCACCGUGAACAGUGAUCUCCACUUUAUAUCCUGGGACAACCCUCCCAAGCAGCAUCCCCACUACCUCACCCUUGAUGACAUGUCGAAGAUGGUUGACAGCAAUGCCCCAUUUGCGAGGAAGUUCCACCAAGAUGAUCCAGUGCUUGACAAGAUCGACUCCGAACUUCUAUUUCGAGGUCGGGACAUGCUUGCUCCUGGUGGGUGGUGCAUAGGAAGCAGUAAAAAUGGGACUGAUCCAUGCUCUGUUGUGGGUAACAUCACAGUCCUCAGGCCUACAACUGGUGCCAAAAGGCUGGAAAAACUGAUCAGUUCUGUCUUAUCAAGUGAUAAUUUCCGACCAAGGCAGUGCAAAUAGUAAAAAUCUGUUUCAGAAUAGGUGUUUGCAUACCAAUAGGGUUUGUUUAUAUCGGAAACGUUAAGAUGUCGGGAUCAGUAAUUUCUUUUUUGAUAGGGGGAAAGAGUGAUGAGAAAUUGCACCACCUCCCAGCUUAUAUAAUUGCAGCAAAUUAAAAUGGACUCGGGUGGAAAGAAAUGAACACAGAACCGAGAAUAUUUUCUGCUGCAAUAAGAAAAGAUGGCAUUCAUGUAGCUGACCUGGAUUUUGUUGGGGGAGUGGUUGUUACCAUUUUUACUCUUAUUACCAGGACUGAGCCUGGCACCAAGGCUUGUCAUGAACUUCAGCUAGUAGUUGCCGGUUAGAAGAAGGAAAACUAAUUUAUACACGUACCUUACUAUGUAUCUAAUUUAUUUGUGGUGAUUAUUUUAAUUUGGUGUUAAUGACACGCACACAUGAUCCAAGACGAAUUGUUGUGCUUUACGUGUAUGUGCAGCAGGUUUUGUGGAUCAA